Pecten maximus is the source of this 1211-nucleotide messenger RNA. Its product is annotated as galactoside 2-alpha-L-fucosyltransferase 3-like. Gene Ontology annotation, biological process: carbohydrate metabolic process. The transcript has 3 exons. The coding region runs from base 129 to 1160 and encodes 343 amino acids. Gene Ontology annotation, cellular component: membrane. Gene Ontology annotation, molecular function: galactoside 2-alpha-L-fucosyltransferase activity. NCBI's taxonomy places the organism in Eukaryota, Metazoa, Mollusca, Bivalvia, Pectinida, Pectinidae. The record is from RefSeq and is a predicted model, not a curated record.
CUUGCCCCUGUGGUCAAGGGGACGUAACUACGUCAGAAUCGCACCCUGGUCACUCGAGAGUUCCACUCGACUGUGGUGAAGACAGUUGACGCGCUUCCUAUUGGAGACAGGUCUACACACCCAAAGCGAUGAUGUUUUUAAAGCGUAUUGGAGGAGUUCGCCUGACGAACCUGAGGUGUCCACCAUUCAAAGCUAUUGUCAACGGAAAGUGGUUUAAGCGAUUUCUCCGUUUCCUGCUUUUCCUCGUAUUCCUGUAUACCCUCUUCAUUGUUACACAAUGUUGGAAACUCUACCUCUAUGAUAUGAUGGGUUGGGAACGAGAGAAAUUUAUUUGUGUAAAAUUUCGAGGUCGUCUGGCAAAUCAUAUGUUUGACUAUGCUUUUCUCUAUGCCUUUGCUAAGAAGAAAGGUUUGUCAAUGAUUGUUCCUCCGUCAUACCUUACGAAGGUAUUUGGGAUCCAGCCAAAGACAGGAGAUCAAUAUGGCUUUAGUCGAUACAUGUGUUGGUGUUUCUGGACAAUAGAUGACAAAUGGAACUGUGCAUAUGAUACAUCAUUUGAGGACUUGGAAAAAAAUAAAGAUCUGUCGUUUCGAGGUUUCUUCCAGUCUUGGAAAUAUUGGAAAGAUUAUGAUGCAGACUUGCGUAAGAUUUUUGUUUUUCAAGAUGAUGUAAAAGAUAAAGCAGGGUCUUAUAUGCAGAAGAUUUUGAGAGAAACUGGUAAGAAACCACAGAAGGGAUCAAUCUUGGUCGGAAUCCAUGUCAGACGUGGGGAUCAAAUUGAAAGAAGUGACGUUAAGUUUGGCAAACUUGUAGCUACGGAAGGCUAUCUUAAUAAAUCCAUGAACUAUUUUCGACAGAGAUACAAGGAUAUCCUGUUUGUUGUGAUUUCUGACGAUACACCAUGGGUGACAACUACUUUAAGCAAAUACAAGGAUGUUUAUAUUGUGUCCGGCAACUCUGGAGAAGUAGACAUGUGUCUGCUUACAAUGACAAACCACACAAUCAUGUCUGUCGGAACAUUUGGUUGGUUCAUCGGGUGGAUGACCAACGGAACAGUGAUUUAUUAUAAGAAUGUUGCGAGACCUGGAUCUGGAUACGAAUGGGAGUUUGGACCUGGAAUCCAAGACCACUUCCUACCUCAUUGGAUCGGGAUGGACUGAUCAUGCAUUGCUAAUUAUAUAAUGAAAUGAUUGAAUGUUUUUAUAUCUUUA